Mytilus californianus (California mussel) is the source of this 1981-nucleotide messenger RNA. RefSeq lists its product as uncharacterized. The record is from RefSeq and is a predicted model, not a curated record. The transcript is spliced from 2 exons. The coding region runs from base 12 to 1175 and encodes 387 amino acids. NCBI's taxonomy places the organism in Eukaryota, Metazoa, Mollusca, Bivalvia, Mytilida, Mytilidae.
AAGAAAAAAAAAUGUUACCUUAUAAAAGUUACGUUGUAUGGAACAACAAGGGAGGAACGGGCAAAACAACUUUGGUAUUCCAGCUGUCAGCUGAAUAUGCAAAGCUACACCCGACAGAACAAGUAGUGGUGAUAGAUAUGUGUCCACAGGCAAAUGUUUCUACAGCUUUACUUCCAAAAAACUAUAAUCCUUUUUUUGCACCGCAGCCUGGAGAGCAAACUGUUUCGACAGUAUCUCAAUUUAAAAAUGUUAUGAUAGGAUCGUCGGGAAUGACAUAUGAAUCGACAAUCUGUGGCUAUCUUAUGGCGAAGCUAGAUAGGCAUGAUACUGUAAAGGGGACGAUUCCGUUCAGUUCAUUUCUUCAUCAUGUUAUAAAGUACAACAAAUAUAUUCCAAACAAUGUCUUUCUUUUAUGUGGUGACCUGUAUCUUGAAGUUCUUUCUAAAAGACUGGAACAGGAAAGACAAUUACUACCUACAAACUACGAUAAACCAUGGAAAAGAGUUACCCUUUACAUUAAAGACUUCAUUGAAGGUCUGAUUUCGAAUGAUCCUUUACAUACGUAUACUUUUUUCAUAGAUACGAGCCCUUCUUUUUCAAUUUACACAGAAAUGGCAAUUAGUGCUGCCAAACGUCUAAUUGUACCAUUCACGGCUGACGAUUUUUCUUUGACAGCUUUAAAAUCUAUGCUUUAUCUCGUAUAUGGAUAUGAGAGUGAAUAUAAUAGACGACUAGAUAGUUUUAAAGAAUCACAGUAUUUUUGGUUAGCAAAACAUCACGAAAUAAUGUAUCCGAAGUUACACCUGUUUGUUAAUAAUCGAGUAACAUUCUAUAAAGAUAAACCCGCUGUCGCAUUUGCAGCAAUAGGUGUUGAAGUUGGUCAAAUUUUGAAAAAUGUUUACACUAACCGUUCUGAAAUAUUUGAAAUGCAUGUGCAGUUCGCAGAAUAUCCUCUAAAUCCUGAUCCCAUUGGACCUUUUAGAAGGAGAUAUAUGAUUGACUUACACGACUUUCACACCAUGGGAAUACUCUCUAUACAUCUUGGCUGUCCUAUUUCACAACUUCUACCCAUUGCCUAUGAUCUGUUUGGUAGAACAGUUUUAAAAGUUCCUGAAAAUCAUCCUGGUUUAAAUUCAUACAAUAAGGAUAUUUUUGAUAUAGUUAAAAUGCUAUAAGAGAUUUUGCGGCAGCAUAAGCUAAACAAUUAUUCAUUUAUGAAUCUGUUGAAAGGGCUUUCGCUUUACAAUUGUUAAUUUAUUAAUCUGUUUAUGACAUGUUCGAUCGGUUUAAUUCGUUUUUCAUUUACUGAUUAGAACCCACAUCAAUUUGGCAAAAAAAAAAAAAAAAAAAAAAGUCCGCAAAAUUCUCAACGAAACCUAAAUGUGUUUUCCGCCGAAUAGAGAAAUUCUUUCCGAAUCUAGGUUGAACAACUUCACAAUGUAUUUCUAAUAUAUAUAAAAAGAUAAACAGCUCUCUCAAAAGAUAAUAGCCCAUUAGAAAUUGAACUAAUGAAAAUUAUAUUGACAUUUGACAAAUUAUAUCUAUAUUUUCAGCAAAAUUUGAUGUGUUUUUAGGAAUAGUAAUAACCCUUAGUACUUCCAUCUGAUCGUCAGUCCGUCUGCCUGUCCAUUUGUCUUGUAAGUGAAAGACCACAAAUGUUGAUGAAAUGUUUCACAGUUGUCGAACACUAGCUACUUGAUGAUAUGAUGAUCAUAAAGGCGUAUUAAUCAGGCAAAAAUAAAAAAAAUAAAAAAGAUAACUAACGUUAUUAACUGAAAAUCUUAUCGUAUUGUGGCGUGGGGAUCCCCUUUUUUAGUUGACUCAAAUGUAGUGUCAAUAGAACAUAUUUGAUGUUCUUCUUUUUGUAUGUUCUAUAAAGGAUUCUCUAUUUCGUGAAAGUUUUCUUCAAGUACCCCACCAAGCUUUGAACUACAAAAAGAGGCAAGAGUUUUUUUUGUCAUUUCAACUUUUAUUGAGAGAC